UGCUCGUUGUGUGUCGUACGUGCGCUCGCUCGCUCAUCGCUCUAAUUAAUAUUUAACAAUAAAUUUUAAUUAAUUGAACAAUAAACUCUAAUUCCAAUAAAAAAAAAUAAGAAAGUGUUAAAAACACGUUCAUUUUAAAACGCCAGCCGGUAUUACAACAACAAGAACAACACAGCAAAUGCUUAAUCGGAGUUACAAAGAUACUUUUAUAUUUUCACCAAAGUAAGCACACUGCACCAAACAACGGAAAAACUAGAUGGUUUAACCGUUUUUCCUAAAUUACGUAUAAAAUAUAUGAAUAUACAUAUAUGUAUACUUAUAUGACUAAUCAAAGUGAGAUUUAGUACCACAGUCUUUCAUAUACAUAUGUAUCAAUAAUUAAACACAUUUUUUGCAAUAUUGCACGAAACGUUGAUAUAGUGAGCUUUUAAAUUUUAAGUAAAAUAUCAUUUGGUUCUUAUAAAAGCAAUAUAAGGCACAGCACAAGUCACAAAAAAUUAAAGAAAAUUCACGGAAGGCGGCGAAGACUAGAAAAUUUUAUACUCGUAAGACGGAAGGUCUACGCAGUGAAACGACGACGGUUUCUCGUGCUCGUCGCUGAGCCAAAAAUCAACUGUUCCUCAAGUCGCGUUUGAAUUGUUCGCUCCGCGAGACGCGGCACGGCGACGAACUACGCUCAGUGUCAAGCAGUAACCGCCACAACGGCGCGCAAAAGGCACAGCAGCACAUCAAAAUCGAAAGAUUCAAUAACGCAACGCUGCAAACGAGACUAGAGCCGAUACGCUUCGGAGAGUCAAAUUUCUCUCUGGAACAGAAUUGAUAGUGCGCGAGAGAAAUUUAAAUGUGCGCGUGUAUGAGUUCAUGUGCUGAAAAUUAAAACUUGUAAAAGAAGAAGCACCACGUUCGUUGUUGACGCUGACACAGCGACGUCGGGUUAACUAAUAUUUUAUUUUCGGGUAUAUUAAUCGCUAGUUAAAAAAAAAAAUACGGUUAUUUGUUAUCAUUUAGCGUGGUGUUUUUUAAAUAUUAACAGUACACUUUUCUCGGGCUUGAAAAAUUAAAAAAAAAAUAAUAAUGAUACAAAUGUAGUAAAAAGGUGUGUAUCGUUGGAGUCUGGCAUAAAGCAUCUUAAAAAAACCCUACACCCAACGUUUCAUAGUAGCAGCAGCAACAACCACAGGGAAAGCUGAAAGCGAUGACUAUAAAGCGAUAUAUGCAAAUUUACCAUAAUUUGUUAAAUAAAUGAAAUAAAAAAGAGACUGCGAUAAGGAACAACAAAUAUUUGAGAAAUCAACAAAAGGAGAAAGAAAGGAAGACUUAAUUUUUCUAGUAUUUGGAAUGAACUACAAACAGUUGAAAGAUUUAUUUCAGAGAAACAAAACAAAACCAAAAGCUUUUUAAAUACGUAGCAUACAAAACACAAAGCAAGAAUUGAGCAAGUGGCAAAUCAAUAAAGAACACAUUAAACACUACAUAACGAUUAUUUGUCCUCGCAUGGACUAAAGACAUCAUAAGCAAAGUUUGGAAAAUUGUGACAGGCGUAACAAAAAAAUAAAAAAACAAAAAACUAUAUAUGCAUACACAAUUAUUGAUAAGACCAUCAAGCUAAUAAUCCAGCCUUCAAGCAUAUCAUCGUAAGCUGUACACACUACAUAAAAGUUGUCUUGAAUUACAGGAAUCAUAAAAGUGACCUGGUGGAGCAACGUCUUCGAGUGUUGGGUGAAAAGAGUGAUAUAAACGAAUAUUUUUUGAUUUCCCUAAGCAAAAACCGAACACUCACGAGUUGGACAAAGCAAAUGUAUAUCACUAACAGCAACAACAUUGGUAUGGCCACGUUGUUGCAGCAGAAUAAGGCUACUUGCAUGAAGACUCUUAUAAAUGGCGGCGGGAGUAGUAACGGCAACCCCGGGAGCAACGUCAACAACGCAGGCAUAGUUGUUGGCAAUCUAGUAAGUGGCGUUGGGGCAGGAACUUCUCAGGUUGGCGGAGCAACGGUCGCAACUAUUGUUGGCGCCAGUGGCUCAUCAAAUGUGGGCGGACUAGGUAACAGCGGCGUGGGUGGAAAUCUAGUGCUGUCCGCAGGGCAGGCCAUUGUGCUCACAAAUGGUACAACUGGUGCUAGUAGUAUCAUAAACUAUCAACAAUAUCAACAAUUGUUGCAACAACAGCAGCAGCAGCAACAACAGCAACAGCAACAAUUAGCAUCAACAGGUUCAAGUCACGCUACGGUUGCUACUACAAACGCAGCAUCCGGUGCACGCAUUUUGAUGCCGCACGAAAUGGUGACCCUUCCGAUUAGUAGCAUUGUAACCACGAGCGGUGGCGGCUUAGCAUUGAUAACCAGCGCUAACACGGCUGGCGGAGGUGUUACGCCGACACAAGGUCACUUCUUGGUGGCAGCAACAGCUAGUCCUGCGAUACAUCCUAUCCAAACGACCACAAUGGGCACUAGUAGUGGUAAUAUUAGUAGCUUCCAGCAGCAAUUCCAACAGCAAAUUGCUGCACAUCAAACCACUACAACCAACAAUGUGGUGUCAUCAGCUCCAAAUAGUCGUACAACAACUACAAUUUACACGCAACAACCAGCCACUACAGGCAUAGUCUCCACGGUGCCUACAACCCGUUACUUUUCGCAAUUCAGCAAUCAGCAACAACCUACGUCUAGCAUUAGCACCGGAACUACAACAUCAACAAUUGUUGCCACAAAAGCUGCUGGCAAUCGUACCACUCACGUACUCAUCAAUCGCUCCAAUAACACUAUCAUUGCUGGUAAUACUACACAACGUUUGCAGCAUGCGAAAAUUUUAAAUAAACCACCGAUGAAUAUUGCAGCGACUGCGGCUGCUGUCGUAACAAAUUCCGUUGUCGCUAAUAAGUCUCAAUUUAAUCAUAAUUCUCAUUCUCCUGCCAUACAAGCUGUGAAGCUGCAACAACAACCACUACGCCAAAAUAUUACAGCCUUGCAACAAAUUAAGCAACUGGCACAAAACCAACAACAACAACAACAGAAGAUACAACUAGUUAAACCUAACGUACACAGCAGCAAUGCGGUGACAGUGACUGCAACGAAAACGACAACAGUUGCCAACACCUCUGCCGCUUUGCGUAACUUAUCGAGUGGGAGCCAGGUGAACGGUGGCCUCAAUUUAGUUCCUAACAGUAAUAGUAUCUCGGGCAACAUUAAUAAUAAGAGUGGAACUGUGGCAGUUGCCUCACCAGCAACGCUGCAGCCGAAGACGUUGCCAACGGCAGCUGUAGUGCCCCAAAAACAGUUCCAGAACCAACAACACCAUCAGCAGCAGCAGCAGCAACAACAACAACAACAACAACAACAAAGUCAAAGCCAAAAUCCACAGCGUCAAAAUCAGCAACAGGGACAAUCACAAGAACAAAAACCUAUAGUUGCCCAUUCCCGCACGAUACCCGCCACAUCUCAUGCAGCGACACAUGUUGCACCCAACAAAACUGCCAAUCUGGUUGUUGCGACAGCUGCCGAUGGCUCAACUAGCGCAGAAGUCGCGAGUACUGAGCCUGAGGUGGAACCAGAGAUCGAUAUUGUCAUUAACAAUGUGGUUUGCUCGUUCAGCGUACGUUGCCAUUUGAAUCUGCGUGAUAUUGCACUCAAGGGUCUCAAUGUGGAGUAUCGUCGAGAGAACGGUAUGGUUACGAUGAAGCUGCGCCGACCUUAUACAACUGCGUCUAUCUGGUCAUCUGGACGUAUCACGUGUACGGGAGCUACGUCUGAAGAACAGGCAAAAAUUGCUGCACGCCGCUAUGCUCGCUGUCUUGAGAAACUCGGCUUUCGAUCGCGUUUCCACAAUUUCCGAGUGGUGAAUGUCCUGGGUACCUGCAGCAUGCCGUGGGCCAUUAAAAUUUUAAACUUCUCCGAAAAGUACAAGAAAGAGGCCAGUUACGAACCCGAAUUACAUCCCGGUGUUACGUAUAAAUUACGCUAUCCAAAGGCCACUUUGAAGAUCUUCUCCACUGGCAGUAUUACUGUGACGGCUGCAAGUGUUGCUAAUGUACAGGCUGCCAUUGAACACAUUUUCCCACUGGUCUACGAGUUUCGUAAGAAACGUUCACCCGAAGAGUUGGAACAGUUGCGCAUUAAGCAACAGCAGGCCGCUUUGGUCGAUGCCACUGAUGUGGAAGAGGUGCUAACUAACGACAAUGUCGUUGAAACUACCCCAAGUGUGCCAACAUUGCAGCGUAGGCGUAUAAGUAACAGUGCAGUUAACAAUUUUAAGCAAAAGCGCAGAAGGCUGGAUGUGGAAAUGGAUGGCGAAGGCGGCGGAUCGUUGGUUGCCGAUGAAGAAGUUGAUGAUCCCGAAGCAAAGGAGAAUGAUAAUAUUGUGAUGUAUGAUCCGGAUGAUUUGAUUGAAGGACCCGAUGAUGAGGAUGAGGUUCUUUAAAUGAGAGUUGAGAGAUGAGAGAUAUGAUACGCAUGCGCAUUGAUUGAGGAUAGUUAUGAAGCAUUCAUGUCGUUUGAUUAUGUAGUAUUAUGGUUUCAAACAAAAUUUCUAUAUAUCGUAUAUUAAAAUAAUAUUUAAACUAAAACGAAAAUGAGUUUACUACAAAUUGCUGUAAUGCAGACGAAAUAUGAAAAGCAUUAAACAAGACAACAACAACAAGAAGAAAAACAAAGAAAGAAAGAAAGAAAAAAACUACAUAGGAUAUAAUAUAGUAACUGUAACAAAUGAUUCGAAUGACAAAGGAAAGCAAGUGAAUUGACUAUUCAGUUUCACGCCUUACAAAUUGCAUAUUACAACACAACUUGAACACAUCAGAAACCAAAUCAAAUCAAAACUAAUCAAACAAAUGGAGUUUAUUGUUAAGCAAAGAAACCAACAAACAAACAAACAACAAGCAAACAAAAAAAAAACAUGGACGACGAUUAUAAUUUGUUGCUCUUACUAUUUUUGUGUGUGAAUACACAUUCUUAGAUGCGUAUAUUUUAAGAACUCAUGUACAAUCGGCGCAUCAUCGCCACCAUACAUAUAAUACAUAUGUAAGUAUGUACGUUCCAACGUGAUGGCGAUGAGGUUUCGAGUUCAGCGCAAAAAAUACAAGCAAUGAAAACAUUGAACGCAAAUGUUGAGGAGUCUGCGAACUGCGAUCUACUAUGGGAAUUGUGAGCCAAAUAACUACAACUAUUUUUAAGAUAUUUUUUAGCUUCCAGUGUGCUUUGCUUAGUUACCAACGUUAUUUGCUACAACAAAGAUCUACAACAACAUCAGAUUACCGAAAAUUGCGAAAGUACAUUCAAAUUAAAAAUGUUUCACUUAAAGAAUUAAGCAAAUAACACUAAACAGCAACAACAACUACCAUGUAACAAUAAUUUAAACAGAAUAAAGAAUACAAUUUUUUGUAUGAUUACUGAUUAAUUCUGA
Messenger RNA from Anastrepha obliqua, 5390 nucleotides. It is a transcript of the gene Trf2, whose product is annotated as probable serine/threonine-protein kinase mps1. Gene Ontology annotation, biological process: DNA-templated transcription initiation. The transcript is spliced from 6 exons. The record is from RefSeq and is a predicted model, not a curated record. Lineage: Eukaryota; Metazoa; Arthropoda; Insecta; Diptera; Tephritidae. The coding region runs from base 1797 to 4412 and encodes 871 amino acids. Gene Ontology annotation, molecular function: general transcription initiation factor activity; DNA binding.